AUGGAUGUUGAUAGAAAUGGCGAAGCUGAGGAAGUCGUUAAAAAAAGCAUUCCCAGACAAAAAAAGAUAUUCGAAGGAAUACAAAAAGCAAAAGAUGAAUUUGCCUCAGAAUUUGGAUACUUGUUUAUCGAAUUUAUCGAAAACUUCGAGAGUAAAAAUGAAAUACUUGAUUUUAGACCAUAUCUUAAACAAUUAGAAAAUAUGGUUCAUGAAGACAGACACGUAUUAUAUGUAAAUUUUAGCGAUAUUUUUCAUUGGGAAGAUACCCAAACAUUAUGGCAAGCGAUAUUAUAUCAAUACUAUAGGAUUGAACCUUAUCUUCGUAAAGCAGUUGAGAUCCUUGUCGAUAAGUAUUUUCCAAACGAAGAUAAAAUCUCAAAUAAUAAGAAUGAAAAUGAUCUUGAAACGGAUCAAGAUGAUGACGUCUUCCUCAGGACAGUUAAUAAAAAACGAAAAAAGAUGGAUGAAGGUGAAGCAGCAAGGGAAAGUUUAGAAAGGUCUUACGCUCUUGAUUAUUUAGUAGCUUUUCAUGAUAUGCCAACCAUACAUCGCAUCCGGGAAAUAAAGACUGAAAGAAUAGGAUGUCUAAUGAGUAUUAGCGGUACUGUCACAAGAACUAGUGAAGUACGACCAGAAUUGCUUUUUGGAAAAUUUACAUGCCAGGAAUGUAAAGUUGAUGUACCUAAUGUGGAACAACAAUUCAGAUAUACUGAGCCUCCCAUGUGUCAAACUCCUACUUGUAACAAUCGUACUGCGUGGGUUCUCGAUAGCGAUCAUUCCGUUUUUACAGAUUGGCAACGAAUUCGUAUACAAGAAAACCCCAAUGAAAUACCAACAGGAAGCAUGCCUCGAACUCUUGAAGUAAUUGUUCGGCAAGAAAUGGUUGAAAAGGCAAAACCCGGUAAUAAAUGUAUAUUCGUGGGUACUCCUCUUGUUAUCCCGGAUAUCAAUCAACUUGGUAUUCCAGGCACUGGUGCCGAAGUAUCACGUGAUAAUCGUAGCAAUCGUACUUUUGCUGAUGGGUUAUCUCGCGAAGGAGUUACUGGAUUAAAAGUUCUUGGUGCUAGAGAUUUGUCGUAUAAAAUAUCUUUCAUGGCAUGUACUGUACAUACCGAGAAUGUCAAGCUCGGUAAGACGCUUGGAAGCCUGGAAUAUGAGACUGUUGAUGAAGAUCAAAAAACAUUUCUUUCGUUGCUUACAGAAGAUGAAAAGAACGAGUUAAUUUAUAUGGGCCGAGAUGAAAAUAUUUUUGAAAAACUUGUAAAGAGUAUAGCUCCAUCAGUUUUUGGGCACGAAAUUGUAAAAAAAGGAAUUCUUCUUCAGCUUUUGGGUGGUGUUCACAAAAUUACUCCGGAAGGAAUUAAAUUAAGAGGUGAUAUUAACGUAUGUAUAGUUGGAGAUCCUAGCACCAGUAAAAGCCAGUUCCUCAAAUAUGCCUGUGUGAUGAAUCCUCGUUCAGUGUUCACAUCUGGCAAAUCUGCUUCCGCUGCCGGUUUGACUGCAGCCGUUGUUAAAGAUGAAGAAUCCGGUGAUUUUACCAUAGAGGCCGGUGCUUUAAUGUUGGCAGAUAAUGGAAUAUGUGCAAUCGAUGAAUUCGAUAAGAUGGAUAUACCUGAUCAGGUUGCUAUUCACGAGGCAAUGGAACAACAAACCAUUACUAUUGCCAAAGCUGGUAUUCAUGCAACAUUGAACGCUCGGACUUCUAUCUUGGCAGCUGCGAAUCCCAGGGAUGGACGUUACAAUAGAAAAUUAACACUUCGACGAAAUAUAGCUAUGUCAGCUCCUAUAAUGUCUAGAUUUGAUUUAUUCUUUGUUGUACUUGACGAGUGUAAACCAGAUGUAGACAAGAUGAUUGCGAAUUAUAUAGUUGGAACUCAUCGACAUGGAGAUGAUAAUAUUAAUCCACACUUCGAUACCGCCAAACUUCAGAGAUAUAUCCGUUACGCACGAACUUUCAGACCAAAGAUCACUUCAGCGGCUGCAAAAUUAUUUUCCGAAAAAUAUCGAGAUCUUCGACAGGAUGAUGCGAUUGGUGCUGGUAGAAAUUCUUAUCGCAUUACCGUUCGCCAACUUGAAAGUAUGAUACGUUUGUCUGAAGCCAUUGCAAAAGCUCAUUGUAAUAAUGAGAUAAUACCGGACUACGUAAAUGAAGCGUGUAACCUUUUGCAACAAUCCAUAAUUCAUGUCUAUCAUGAUGAUUUAUUGUUAGAUGAGGAUGAAGUAGAUGACCAAAUGGAUAACGACGAUGUAAAUCCGGAAAAUGAUGAUACAAUGGAAGUAGAUAAUGAUGAUGACUCGAAUUCGAAUCAAGCGACUCCACAACGUCCAAGUAGAUCCGAAAAUACCAUCACUUUCGAAGAAUUUACAAAGAUCAGAGACAAGAUCAUAUCUAGAUUAAAAGUGAAAGGAUCAUGCGAAGAACGCGAAUUAAUCCAAUGGUGCUUGGAAGAACAUGAAAGUGAAUUGACUUUGGAAUCAUUCUCAACGAAAGAGACCAAAUUUAAGAAAGUGGUGAAACAAUUAAUAAAGGAUGAAUGGUUGUUACCAAUUUUACCAAUUGGCCAGUCCGCAUUUGUAGAUGAUGAAAUCGAACCCGAGGGAUCGGAUGAUGAUGUAGAUUCAUCUAUUGAUGAGCAAUCAAGUCGGACCAUGCUGACUAUUCAUCCAAAUGUUGAUAUUCAUAAUGAAAAUUUAGAAUAG
Funneliformis geosporum is the source of this 2700-nucleotide messenger RNA. The record is from the annotation of a GenBank genome assembly. Lineage: Eukaryota; Fungi; Glomeromycota; Glomeromycetes; Glomerales; Glomeraceae.